This is a messenger RNA of Bactrocera neohumeralis, 2714 nucleotides long. RefSeq names its product ribosome biogenesis protein BOP1 homolog. NCBI's taxonomy places the organism in Eukaryota, Metazoa, Arthropoda, Insecta, Diptera, Tephritidae. The record is from RefSeq and is a predicted model, not a curated record. Bases 95 to 2608 code for a protein of 837 amino acids. Gene Ontology annotation, biological process: maturation of LSU-rRNA from tricistronic rRNA transcript (SSU-rRNA, 5.8S rRNA, LSU-rRNA); ribosome biogenesis. Gene Ontology annotation, molecular function: protein binding; ribonucleoprotein complex binding. Gene Ontology annotation, cellular component: preribosome, large subunit precursor; PeBoW complex. The transcript is spliced from 5 exons.
GUCAUAUUUUCUACACGUGCCGUUGUUCCUUUGAUAUUCUAGCGGCUUGAAAAUCAAAUAUUUAAUUCAUAUUUUGCGCAUGAAAAACUAAAAAAUGGCAAAGAAACAAGUUAAACGAAAAGCAACAGAUUUCGUUGACAAGAAAAAAUUAAAAGAUUCGGAGAUUAAGUCUGCGGAAGAUGACGAGGAAGAGCAAGACUUGCAAGAGGAUUUGCUGCAGAAAAUAUCAAACGAAGACAACGAUAGUUCUGACGAUGAAGGAACAGAACAAAUUUACCAAUCCGAUGACAGCGACGAGUUGGAAUUUGAAAGCGACGAAGAGGGUAACUACGCCUCUAAAUGGGACGAAGGUGUUGAAUCUGAAAACAGUGCUGAUGAGGAAGCGGAGUCCGAUGAUGAAGAGGAAGAAGAGUCCGAUGAUGAAGAGGAAGAUGAAAUCAACGAUUCAGAUAUCGAAGAUAUUUCUGACGAUGAAGUUUCUAACGAAGAAACCCAUUUAAAACAGCGCGCUUUACCAAAAAGCAAAAAAUCAGAUGGAAUUAUUAAGAAAAACGGGUUAGAAGCCAGCACAUCCGCAAACGCUAAGAAAGAGCUUGAGUUGCAAAAAGUCAAAACAAAUGAAGCAUUAAAUGAUUUUAAAGAAGAGCUUAAAGAUCCGAAUAAUGCGUUGGUUUUACCAGCUAAGAAGGAGGAGUAUGCAGACUCUGAUACCUCGGAUGAGGAAGAUAUACGAAACACCGUUGGAAAUAUUCCGAUGCAUUGGUAUGACGAAUACAAACAUAUUGGUUAUGAUUGGGAUGCGAAGAAAAUUAUAAAACCAUCUAAGGGAGAUCAAAUUGAUGACUUUUUGCGAAAAAUUGAAGAUCCUGAUUUCUGGCGUAGCGUAAAAGACCCUCAAACUGGACAAGAAGUUGUACUCACUGAUGCUGACAUCGAACUUAUCAAGCGAAUUAAUUCAGCCCGUGUACCCAACCCAGAACAUAAUGAAUAUGAACCAUGGAUAGAAUGGUUCACAAAUGAGGUGGAACGAAUGCCGAUCAAAAAUGUGCCUGACCACAAGCGCUCAUUUUUACCAUCCUCAUCAGAACGUAAGAAGGUAUCGCGUAUGAUACACGCUCUUAAAAUGGGUUGGAUGAAAACAAUGGAGGAAGUAGAACGUGAAAAGAAGGAAGCACGCGGACCCAAGUUCUAUAUGUUGUGGGAAACGGAUACAAGUCGCGAACAUAUGCGUCGCAUACACGACCCGGUGUCAGCGCCCAAAAGAGAUUUACCAGGUCAUGCGGAAUCUUACAAUCCACCACCAGAAUAUAUAUUUGAUGAGAAAGAACGGAAGGAAUGGUUAAAACUUAAAGAUGAACCACACAAACGUAAAUUACAUUUCAUGCCACAGAAGUAUAAUUCACUACGUGAAGUGCCUGCAUAUCCACGUUACAUACGUGAACGUUUCAUGCGUUGCCUAGAUCUUUAUUUGUGUCCUCGUGCUAGGCGUACUAAGCUAAAUAUUGAUGCAGAAUACUUGAUACCCAAAUUGCCUUCUCCAAAAGAUUUACAACCAUUCCCCACUGUGGAGAGUUUGGUAUAUCGUGGUCAUACAGACUUGGUGCGUACUGUUAGCGUGGAACCCAAGGGAGAGUAUAUUGUUUCUGGAUCGGAUGAUAAAACUGUGAAAAUUUGGGAAAUUGCCACCGGUCGCUGCAUUCGUACAAUUGAGACCGAUGAUGUUGUGCGUUGUGUUGCUUGGUGUCCAAAUGCCAAGUUGUCCAUUAUUGCGGUUGCCGCUGGUAAUCGGUUGCUUUUGAUUAAUCCAAAAGUUGGUGAUAAGCUGCUCAUAAAGAAAACUGACGAUCUGUUGGCUGAAGCACCACAAAUUGACACAAUGGAAAGUGAACGCAUCAAGACGGCGGUGCAAUGGUCCGUGGCUGAAAAGGAAGAGCAAGAAAAGGGUGUUCGUUUAGUUAUCACACAUUUUAAGCCAAUUCAGCAAGUGACAUGGCAUGGACGUGGCGACUACGUGGCAACGGUUAUGCCUGAAGGUGCCAAUCGUUCAGCGCUUAUUCAUCAACUAUCUAAAAGACGUUCACAAAUACCAUUCUCCAAGAGUAAAGGUCUUAUACAAUGCGUUUUGUUCCAUCCCAUCAAACCGUGCUUCUUUGUAGCGACACAACACAAUGUGCGCAUUUACGAUUUAGUUAAACAAGAGCUUAUAAAGAAAUUGCUGACAAACUCAAAAUGGAUUUCGGGCAUGUCCAUACAUCCUAAAGGCGAUAACUUAUUGGUAUCGACGUAUGAUAAAAAGAUGCUUUGGUUUGAUCUGGAUUUAUCGACAAAACCGUAUCAGACUUUGCGUCUGCACAAGAAUGCUGUUCGCAACGUUGCUUUCCAUUUACGUUAUCCACUUUUUGCUUCUGCAAGUGACGAUCUGUCUGUUAUAGUUUCGCACGGCAUGGUUUACAAUGAUUUGCUGCAGAAUCCAUUGAUCGUGCCAGUGAAAAAGCUACAGACUCAUGAAGCGCGUGAGGAGUUUGGUGUGUUAGAUGUUGUUUGGCAUCCAGUACAGCCAUGGGUAUUUUCUUCAGGUGCAGAUGCUACCAUUAGGCUUUACACGUAGUUAAAUGUAGUUUUUUUUUUAAUUUUAUUAUUGAAUUAUUGCAUACUUAAUUUAUGCAACAUUAUAAAAUUAGCGAACAAAGCUAAAUAAAAUGUCAAAAUGAAAA